AAUUAAAAAAUAAAGUACAUCUCUGGUCGCAGUGUGCACAAGCUGUUGUUUUACUGUUUACAAACAUAGUGUCAUGAGUUCAUAGAAGGCAAAAUGAAGUUACUUGCUUGGGGUGCAAAUACAUAUGGUCAGCUUGGAGUUGGUUAUAAAUCUGAGCUUUGUGCUGAACCUGUUGAAGUGAGAGCUCCAACAAUUGACCCAAAGUUGCUUACAAGACUUUGUGGAGGAGGAGGCCAUACACUCAUUUUGGAUAAAAAUGGAAACAUUUAUUCCUGUGGCUGGAAUAACAAAGGCCAAUUAGGUCGGUCUGUGGAAGAACAAGCAACAUCUUUUGAACAUAUAGCAGCUCUUUCAGGCCAUCAUAUCAUUGAUAUCAGUUGUGGCUGGGAAACAAGUUUUGCUCUGACAAGGGAUGGGAAAUUAUUUGGUUGGGGCUCCAAUGUCUAUGGACAACUGUCUCUGCCAAGGGAUCAGGUUACAUUCAGUGCCUCACCUCUCCAGUUGACAGACCAUAAAGUGAAACAACUUUCAUCUGGUCUAAGACACACAGCAGUUGUCACUGAACUGGGUGAUGUAUUUGUUUGUGGUAGUGGAAGAAAAGGGCAACUAGGAAUUGUACAUCAUGGCCAGCCACUUAAAGAAAGUUAUACUUUACAACACGUUCCAGGCUUGCCACCAAUUAAGAUGGUUGCAUGUGGUCAACACCAUACCAUAGCUUUGUCAGUGUGUGGGAAAAUUUUUGUAUGGGGAGACAACAAGUUUGGACAACUGGGAUUUGAUCCUUUACUACAUCACAAUUUUGCCUAUCCUAUACAGCUUGAUUGUUCUGGACGUGAAAGUCUUCCACAAGAAUGCUUACUUUCAUGUGGAUGGACACACACAGUCUUAAGAACAGAAGAGGGAAAGAUAGUUAACUGGGGAAGAAAUAAUUAUGGACAGCUGGGCUGUGCUGAGAAACAAAGACUUGAAAGCUGGAAGCCAACAUUUCUGAAUGAUGUUCCCAGUACAAAACAGAUUGCAGUUGGAUCCGAACAUAAUGUGGCUUUGUCUGAGAACAGUGAAGUGCUAUGCUGGGGCUGGAAUGAACAUGGCAGCUGUGCGACAGGAGCUGAUGUGGAUGUGAAGAGUCCCAAGAAAGUUGAAAAUGCACAGAAAGCUGUUUUAAUAGGGACAGGAGGUGCCCACAGCUUUGCUGUUGCUAGUCUGGACUGAUACUGAAAUUGGUGACUGAUUGUUUUUGUUAAUAAAAUUACUUUCAAUGGCAUUGCUCUGUGAAGGCAUCAAGGAUACAUCCUGACAUUUGAGUAAAAUUCACGUCGACAGCAAAAUGGUUCAAACUGAGACUUAAUGAGAGAAUGUCAAGUUUUUAUACUAAACCUCUUAACAAAAAUAAUAUAAGUCUACAAAAAUUUCUCUUAAAAGCCUUUUGUCAGAUCAUUCCAUAUAAACCAUCAGCUUUGAAGCAAAACGCCAACAAAAAUAAUGCAGUACAAAAUAACUUUCAUUUAUAUGGUAUGUGCUAUGGGAUUAAGACUAGCUUGAUAUAAUUUUUGUGUUUUAUUCUGGUCACAUGGAACUAUGUAUUGCCAUUAAAAAUUUAAGUUUUGUUGCUCACUCUUGGCUGUUUGACUUAUCGUAUAUGAUAUACAAGGGUAAGCCAAUUAUUUUUGUUUAUUUUUGUAGUACUGUGCUAGGUUAGUUUCGUUAUAGCUGCUGUGCUGGUAAUCAUGGCUGCUUUGCUGUCUAUUUGCACCAUAGAAGAGUAACAUUCAGUGAUCUGGUUUUUUGUGGUUGGAAGGCGUGGGGCCAAAAUUCAUCAAAGACUUUCGGUACAGUACGGAAACAGCAUUUUGCCACAACAUAGUGUGUACGAAUGGAAUGAAAAAUUCCAAAAUGGUCACACAAGUGUUAUGCAUGAUGAAGGAGCCAGAUGAUAAUUUACCGCCACAAAUGAAGAAACCAUUGAGUGUUCACGUGAAAUGAUUCUCUUAGACAGAGUGGCACAUUGUCUGCAAAUUAGUCAUGGUUCUGCCUAUGAAAUCAUCCACAACAGACUUCGAUUUCAUAAAGUUAGUGCAAGAUGGGUCCCAAAAAACUCAUACAGUUGCAUAAACAAAUGCACUUGGACAUCUGCAAAAAACAUUUGGAUUGCUGUGGUAACAAACGGGACAACUUCUUAGAAAGGGAUCACUACUGGUGACAAAACAUGGAUCCAUCAUUACGAGCCAGAGAGUAAACAGAAGAGUAUGGAAUGGAAACAUCCAAAUUCGCCAUGCAAGAAAAACUUCAAGACCCAACCGUCCGCAGGAAAACUGCACUUAUGGUUUUUUGGGACACGCAAGGUCCAGUGCUGUAAAAUUAUGGGGAAAGGGGCACAACAAUAAACAGCCUACAUUACAGUGAGACGCUUACUGCCAGGCUAAAGCCUGCAAUUCGAAGCAAACUCGGAGGAUUGCUGUCAAAAGGGGUUGUGUUGUUGCUCAACAAAGCAUACUGCUGCCCACACUGCUGAAACGCUCCAGAAACUCAAAUUUGAAGUACUGGAUCAUCCUCCAUAUAGUCCCGAUCUUGCCCCAGCUGACUAUCACUGUCUGGUCCAUUCAAACAUGCAUUAAGGGGCUGUCGAUUUGCCUCGGAUCAAGCAGUGAAAGAAGUGGUGCAGUCCUGGCUCGCAACUCAACCGAGAACCUUCUUUUAUGAGGGCAUCAGGAAGCUUGUACAGUGAUGGACCAAGUGCUUUGAAAUGCAAGGAGACUAUGUCGAAAAAUGAUGUUCUUGUAAGUUUCCUAUUUGAUUACAAAAAAAAUUUUAUAACUACUUUGCGGAUAAUAAUUGACUUACCCUCGUAUUUCAUUCAACAGAGUCACUAACUAUAUCACCAUUUCUUAUGAAUGAAUGUGAGUAGUACAUUACCAAACAGAAUGCAACUGCAGUCUAAUGUUUAGUGUGUCGACCUACUUAUGUGGAGUUUCCAGGUUAGAUUCUAUGUGACCACAUAUUUUUCUGCAGUAAAAUGAUCCUGAAACAGAUCUCCCAUUCUCACCAGGCUGACUGAGGACCUGCUUUAGUAAAGAAGUUGGGGACUAACAUGCAGCUACUGAAGUGGCAUCAACUCAAAAAAUUCGUGCCAGAUUGA
Molecule: messenger RNA, 3136 nt
Organism: Schistocerca serialis cubense
Lineage: Eukaryota; Metazoa; Arthropoda; Insecta; Orthoptera; Acrididae
Product: secretion-regulating guanine nucleotide exchange factor
Exons: 6
Coding region: 94-1212 (372 amino acids)
Cellular component (GO): cytoplasm
Molecular function (GO): guanyl-nucleotide exchange factor activity
Source: RefSeq, a predicted model, not a curated record